This is a messenger RNA of Plasmodium vivax (malaria parasite P. vivax), 630 nucleotides long. RefSeq lists its product as hypothetical. The transcript has a single exon. The coding region runs from base 1 to 630 and encodes 209 amino acids. Lineage: Eukaryota; Apicomplexa; Aconoidasida; Haemosporida; Plasmodiidae. The record is from RefSeq and is a predicted model, not a curated record.
AUGGAUAGUUAUUUAACCCUCGAAACCCAAAUUAAACAAAAAAACGAAAAGGAAGAAAAGAAAGCAGAAUUUUGCGAUAAUAUAGCCCAUGACACUGAUAGCAACGUUCAUAUGAUAAAAAUUUGUAAAGAAUUUGUAAAAAUUUUUUUGUAUUCAAAAAAAGAAUAUAGUGGUAAAAAUUCAACUGUGAAAAGUAAAUAUUAUAAAUUCUUGAAUUAUUGGUUAAAUCGUAAUUUAAUUUCAUUAGCAAGAUAUGACUACGUAAAGGAUGUCUUUUACAGGCACAUUAAUAUAAACUUAUAUACAUUUGGAGCCACAAAUGAAUUAAAUGACAAAAUUUAUGAAAUGGAAAUCAGUACUAUUAAAAAUAUGAGUAUGUUAUAUAAUUUAUAUAAACAUUAUUUGGAUUUAAAACAUGAACAAGGUAAUUUUUACAAAACAUUCGUUAAGGAACUCAAAGAUAAAUAUAAUGAAGCCUUGGAAAAAUGUUUUAGCGGAGGAGGAAGCAAAUUCUGUAACGCAUUAAACGAUUUUAAAAACUUUUAUGAAAAUGAUAGACCAAAAAUGAAAAAUGUACUACUGGAAAAAUAUGUCCAUCAUUACCAGAAUUUAUAUUACCAAAAAUCAUAG